GCAACUCCCAACGCUUUGGGCGGUUAUUCCCAGAGUGUUUCUUCGUUUUCUCCGCUUCCUCUCCUAACUCUUCCCUUUUUCCGCUCCUUUAUAUUCUUCCAUUUCCACUUUUCUCUCUUCAAUCUGUUUCACUCUCUUUCUCUGUCUUCUACAGCUUCGGCUGCUGUACUGUGCUGUUGUAUUCUAUUGCCCUUGAAGACGAAGACGAAGACGAAGACGAAGACGAAGAUCAAGUGCAAUGGCUUCGUCUUUCUCUUUGGCCAAAUUGGUGCACACUCCUUCUUCUAUGCCCCUCCACUCCACCAGAUCUGCUGAAAAACCCCUCUUCUCCGCCUCCUCCUUUCUCGGAGGCUCAUCUUCCCACAAGCUUCCCCUCAUCAACAACUUCUCUGCAUCUCCUCACUCUCACCGCAGAUCCACCCGUAUCCUCGCCGUCUCCGAUGUUGUCAAGGAAAACAAGCUCAAAUCUGCCUCCUCUGCCUCCAAUCUGCUAAUUACCAAGCAGGAAGGUUUGGUGUUGUACGAAGAUAUGAUUCUGGGGAGGGCAUUUGAGGAUAUGUGUGCCCAGAUGUACUACAGAGGCAAAAUGUUUGGUUUUGUGCACUUGUACAAUGGCCAGGAAGCAGUUUCUACUGGCUUCAUCAAACUCCUGAAGAAGGAAGACACUGUGGUUAGCACUUACCGUGAUCAUGUCCAUGCAUUGAGCAAGGGUGUGUCAGCUCGUGAAGUGAUGAGUGAACUCUUUGGUAAGACCACGGGUUGUUGCAGAGGUCAGGGUGGCUCUAUGCACAUGUUUUCUAAAGAGCACAAUGUGCUUGGUGGUUUUGCUUUCAUUGGGGAGGGCAUUCCAGUGGCUACUGGUGCUGCUUUCUCUUCUAAGUAUAGGAGGGAGGUUUACAAGGAAGAUUGUGAUCACGUCACACUUGCUUUUUUCGGGGAUGGGACUUGCAAUAAUGGUCAAUUCUAUGAGUGCUUGAACAUGGCUGCAUUGUGGAAAUUGCCUAUUGUGUUUGUUGUUGAGAACAAUCUUUGGGCCAUUGGUAUGUCCCACUUGAGGGCUACUUCUGACCCUGAAAUUUGGAAAAAGGGUCCUGCUUUUGGUAUGCCUGGUGUACAUGUUGAUGGAAUGGAUGUCUUGAAGGUUCGGGAAGUAGCUCAGGAGGCUAUUGGCAGAGCUAGGAGAGGGGAAGGCCCGACUUUGGUUGAAUGCGAGACUUACAGGUUCAGAGGACACUCUUUGGCCGAUCCAGAUGAGCUUCGUGACCCUUCUGAGAAGAGUCACUAUGCAGCUCGUGAUCCCAUCGCUGCAUUGAAAAAGUACUUAUUUGAUAACAAGCUUGCAACUGAAGAGGAAUUGAAGGCUAUUGAGAAAAAAAUUGACGAGAUAGUUGAAGAGUCUGUUGAGUUUGCUGAUGAAAGCCCUGUUCCUGCUCGAACUCAGCUUCUAGAAAACGUAUUUGCUGAUCCAAGGGGCUUUGGAAUUGGACCUGAUGGGAGGUACCGAUGUGAGGAUCCUAAGUUCACCGAGGGCACUGCACAAGUUUAACUCUCGCUGCUUGCUGCUUCUCUCUUAAUCUAGAUAACAUUGCCUUGGGUAUUUAUAUCUAGUUGCUGAUAAUAGAGAGCUUCAUAUGCAUUAUUCAGUUUAUAUCAGAAGAAUUUAUUAUCUUAUGUAUUGUGAGUUAUUAUUAUUAUUAUUUUUGCUUGUGCACAUUUUGUUUACAGAUUUUGUUGUUCUUUCCUCCUGCUGUUGCUGCUGCUGCAUUAUUUGGAUGAAUGGGUAAUCCUGAAGGGGUUUGCUUUUCCUGUAUUUGUUAGUUGAGGCAAUAUUAAAAGAUUGUUGAAGGUUAAA
Ipomoea nil (Japanese morning glory) is the source of this 1852-nucleotide messenger RNA. RefSeq names its product pyruvate dehydrogenase E1 component subunit alpha-3, chloroplastic. Lineage: Eukaryota; Viridiplantae; Streptophyta; Magnoliopsida; Solanales; Convolvulaceae. Gene Ontology annotation, cellular component: intracellular membrane-bounded organelle. The transcript is spliced from 3 exons. The record is from RefSeq and is a predicted model, not a curated record. Gene Ontology annotation, molecular function: pyruvate dehydrogenase (acetyl-transferring) activity. Bases 239 to 1546 code for a protein of 435 amino acids. Gene Ontology annotation, biological process: pyruvate decarboxylation to acetyl-CoA.